UUAUCUAUCUUGUCCGAGUUACUUUAAGGUGCAUUUUAGACAGAUGAAAUUACGAUUGAAACUUGAAACUUGAUUGAUUUUAGUUCUGUGUUUUGUGGCUGUGUGCGCUAGUGUUUACAAAAAGCUCGAAUUUUAUUGGAUAAUCUCAACCGAACGAAUAGCUCCGAAGUUGUUCUCGGCUAAUUUCGCAUUGACGCCGUGUUGCACAUAGCGCGUAGGUAUAUUAUUGUGUGGCUAGCAGGCUUGCUUUUUCUGAUUCUCAAUCUCAAGAAAGAAACUACUUGUUCAAGUAGAAAAAAUGUCAGAUUCAGAGACAGAAAUCAGCGAAGAAAUUUUACAAAAGGAAAUUGCAGAUAUUCUAGACCAUGCAAGUCUUGAAAAUACCUCAACCAAGAAGGUUAUACAGAAACUGGAGAAAAAGUUGGGGGUGGACCUUUCAAGUAAGAAGAAAAUGAUUGAUCAGAUUGUAAUGGAUAUUGUGAAUAAUAUGGAGUCUGAAGACGAGGAUAUGGAUGAGUCCAGUGAUGAAGAACCGAAGAAGAAAGCUCCUCCAAAGAAAGUGAAGAAAGAAGAAGAUGAUGAGGAUGAUGAAGAACGGGAUGACAGCAAUGACAGUGAUUGGGGGAGUGCAGUCGGACGAUUAUUUAUGAAUAGCGAGUGUUCAGAUGAUUGCUCUUGCACACAACAAGACUCACACAUCCCGUCUAAUAUCAAAAGACGUGUUAUAAGAAAGCACUUCACUGACCAACCAAGGAAGGCAGUGAUACUCAAAAGAGUUGCUCCUAACUAUUCUGAUGAUGAAGCUGAACUCUUUGGAAAGCUUACUGCUAAGAAGCUUCGCAAAUUGCCAGAACAUGAACGUGAUUUGAUGAUGUUGCGUAUAAACCAAAUGCUUCUUGUCAAACUGUAUUCCAUAAAUAUGCACCUGGAUAAAGCUACACAAACUACUCCGUUGCCAUCGCCUCAGUUUCAAACAAAGAAAUUGUAUCGUGUAAAUGCUAUCCCGAAUAUUAAUAAGCCUCCAAAUCAAACAACGGCUAGUGCUCCGAUACCACCAGCCAAUGAACCAAAACCUGAAGUUACUACGACUAAGGAAACUCCAGAAAGUUCAUGGACUGGUCGUUUUUGUUCCAUUAUGUAAAAAACGUCUUGUGAUUGUGACAAGUUCUUGAAACCUUAUCUUGAACUUACAUACACAAAAUUGCAAUUUUUUAUAGUUGUUUUCCCAUAGCAGUAUUAUUUGCUUUCAAUCAGGAAAAAAAAUAAGUACAAUGUUCCAAAGAUAAUAAAAAUUCUAUUAAGUCUACUUUUUACAAACACUAUUUCAAAUAAAAAGGGAAAACAACUAUUGUUUUUUCUCAGGUCUCUCAAAAGGUGACUCAUUAUCCAAAUACUCAACUUCUAUGUAAUUCCUAAACCAAUAAGUCUGACUUAGAAAGUUUAAAAUUCUUUCUGGUUUUGUGAAAACAAAUAAAAUUGGUAUUAGUACUACAGAUAAAUUAUACAAGUAAUCCAAAGCAGUGAUACUUGGCUGUGCAGAAAAAGUAUUUAUGAAGAAGCUAUAAGCGAAAUAAUUUUUAGGUGUCUAUUAAAAAAAAAAAGAAGUUUUUGUUAACAUAUUUUUAUAUACCUACAUUUUUUGAAACAUUUUGAAAUUCUUGUAUACCAGUUGUAAGUUAUGACUAUUUAAACUAUCCGAGGAUCUUCAAUUAAUUUCACCGCGAAUACAUCUCAAAAUUUUGAGUCCCAAUGUGACUCGAAACUAGUUGAGCGUCCUCGAAUAGCUUACUUGAAGAAGCUGUACAUGAUUUACAAGAACACUUAUGAAAUAUCCACAAUCUUCAUUAAACCAAAAAUGGAAUGGAGGAAUCAAUGAUGUACUUAGUUCUAAGUUAGUAUGUAAGCCAAAUUAGAGCAUAAACUCUUGUCAGCUUUAAAAAGUUUGAUCAUGUGUGUGUGUGAUGUGAUAUUUUUAGUUUUUAAGUUAACUUUGCUAUGCAUUGUCAAAACUUUUUGAAACAAAACCGAUCUGAUAUAAUCAAAUGUGUGUUUUACACAAAUAUUUUCUUUAUUUAAAUUAAUGUAAGGACAUUAAACUACCUGAAUUUGCUAAUAGACGUGACACGAAUUAUACUAACGGUUCCUUCGUUAACUAAUUAACUUCAAUAAUCAAUUACUAGGUAAUCUACGUCUGUGUAUAUCUUUAUAUAUUUUCACAUAAAAUAUCUGUCUGUCGUAAAUAAAACAAGCCAUUUUUAUGAAGUGUUUCUAUGAUCAGAAUCAAGACUAGUUUACUAAUGAUCUAAGUAGUUAGAUCAAUUCGAAUGCACAAAUCCUUUCUUCAAUAGGUUUGCAACUUUAUUACAAACCAAUAAAGUUUGAUUUUUAUUCAAUAAACAGCAGUUUGGGGUAGUUUGAUGUGCUGGUGUUUAGGUACUAUAGUUUAUAAUAUUCAAUGAAAUUGAAAUAAAAGCCAAUACAAGGUUUAACCGUUUAUCUACAAGUGCAUAGUAUAUUUUUGUGGUGUAUGAAUAAAGUAGUUAAUAAGGUACACUUAAUUAUAAGUAUUUCUUGUGUCUUAGCCCCUGUUUGAUUAAUCAGUUGGUGCCAAGCGGUUUCCGGGUUAAGACGCUCUGUCCACAUAGUAGGGAUUAGGUGUUCCGCUAGCGUAUCAUGACUCGUGGCGGAAUCGCAGUGUGUCGGCGACGAUUCUUAACUGAUAACUAAUGAAAUGAGAACUGAUAAGUUCUCAUUUCAUUACCCACCCAGACCCGAAACAAGAAUUUGUGGAUCACACAAAGUGUUGUUCCGUGCGGGAAUCGAACCCGCGACUGGAGAAAUGUUUCAAAAUUCUAUCUCUAGUUAGAUCUACCAAAAGAAAACUUGCCGUCGUUACUCCCACCGAUAUCAAUCUUAUUUUGUAAUGUUUUACAAAGAGAGUAAUUUAAGAGUUUCUGUAUUGCUUUACUAAUAAAGAUCUUUUGCUAAUACUUACCUGGUUUUAUUAGCUUGAUAUACGCCCGAAUACUGAAAGGCUACUCAAUUUUAAAUUGUACUUAAAUAUC
Spodoptera litura is the source of this 3065-nucleotide messenger RNA. RefSeq names its product upstream activation factor subunit spp27 homolog Non2 (gene Non2). Lineage: Eukaryota; Metazoa; Arthropoda; Insecta; Lepidoptera; Noctuidae. The record is from RefSeq and is a predicted model, not a curated record.